AGCAUGAUACCGGUAGCUGAAUUCAAGCAAUUCACAGACCAGCAGCCGGCUUUCAAAGUUCUCAAGCCCUGGUGGGAUGUCCUGGCUGAGUACAUCACCGUUGCCAUGCUGAUGAUUGGUGUUUUUGGCUGCACUCUGCAAGUGACACAGGAUAAGAUCAUUUGCCUUCCCAACCGUGUCCCCCGUGGCACGUCCUUUGCUGACGCCACUUGUGAAGAUUUCACCAAGAAGAUAAUAAAUGCCUCUGAGAUGACGGAGUCCCCCACCCAUCAGGAAACGAGUGGGUUACAGAAUAACCUAGACCUCCAGCAGUAUAGCUACAUCAAUCAGAUGUGCUACGAGACUGCCCUGCAUUGGUAUGCCAAGUACUUCCCCUACCUCGUCGUCAUCCACACCCUCAUCUUCAUGGUGUGCGCUUCUUUUUGGUUCAAGUUUCCCGGUACCAGUUCAAAGAUUGAACAUUUCAUCUCCAUCCUGAGCAAGUGCUUCGACUCGCCUUGGACGACGAGGGCCAUCUCUGAGGUCUCCGUGGAGAACCAGGACAACGCAAGCCCAGCGAAGAGGGACCGGAGAAGGAAGAGCAGCGCUUCCAGUGAGUCCGUUGAGCUCAACCCCACAGGGGGGUCCAUUGCCGAUAAGAAGGUUGCAGAGUCCGCCCCCAUUAGCCUCCUCGACAAGAAGGAAGGGGAGCAGGCCAAGGCUCUCUUUGAGAAGGUGAAGAAGUUCCGGCUCCACGUGGAAAAAGGAGACAUCCUCUAUGCCAUGUACAUCCGCCAAACCAUCCUCAAAGUCUGCAAGUUCUUGGUCAUCACCUCCUAUAACGCCGCACUCGUUCACAACAUCAGCUUCAUCGUGCCGUGCAGUGUCAAGAUGAAAGACAUGACGGGCUAUGACCAUUUCUGCUGUAAUCACACCAAGGCACACCUGUUCUCUAAGCUAGCCAUCUGCUACAUCUGCUUCCUGGGCAUGUACGGCAUGACCUGUCUCUACACUCUUUACUGGCUGUUCCACCGGCCCCUGAAAGAGUACUCCUUCAAGUACGCACGCGAGGAGACAGGCAUCAGCGACAUUCCCGAUGUCAAGAACGACUUUGCUUUCAUGCUCCAUCUGAUCGACCAGUAUGAUUCCCUCUACUCUAAGCGGUUUGCCGUGUUCCUCUCGGAAGUCAGCGAGUGCAAGCUCGCCCAGCUCAAUCUCAAUCACGAGUGGACGGUCGAGAAGCUGCGACAGAAGUUGCAGAAGAACCCUCACGGCCGGCUGGAACUCCACCUCUUCAUGCUCCCCGGACUGCCUGACACUGUCUUUGAACUGACAGAGGUGGAGUCCCUGAAACUGGAGCUCCUCAAAGACGUUACGUUCCCGACUUCAGUGACUCAGUUGGUCAACCUCCUGGAACUCUCCCUGAUCAACUGUCCCGUUAAGCUGCCUUUUACUGGCCUCCUCUUCCUCCGUGAGCAGCUGAAGGUGAUGAACGUGAGGUUCGAUGAGAUAAAAGAUAUACCGUUGUGGACCUACAACUUGAGGAGCCUGGAGGAGUUGCACAUCUCGGGGCUUUUCAGCCAGGAAAUCGGCCGGACGGGAACUCUGGAAAGCCUGCGUGAGCUCAAGAACCUGAAAACCCUGACGCUGCACAGCAAUAUCUCAAAACUGCCCCCCAGCGUGACUGACGUUGCCAGUCAUCUGCAGAAGGUCGUCAUCCGUAACGAUGGGACUAAGCUAGUGACGCUCAACAACCUGAAGAAGCUCUUCUCUGUGCAAGAAGUCCAGCUCAUCAACUGCAGUCUGGAACGCAUCCCCCACGCGGUCUUCAGCCUGGUGAACCUGCAGGAGCUGGAUCUCAAAGACAACCAGCUACACUCCAUCGAGGAGAUCCUCAGUUUCCAGCACUGCCGCAAGCUGACGUGUCUCAAGCUGUGGUGCAACCACAUCGCCACCAUCCCCGAUCACAUCCGCAAGCUCAAGACUUUGGAGCGCCUCGACCUCAGCCACAACCGUAUCGAGGCCCUCCCCCACCAGCUAUUCCAGUGCAGUAAGCUGCGUCAUCUGGACCUUUCCAACAAUAACAUCUGGGUCAUCCCUGCCGGGAUGGGGGCCCUGUACAACCUCCAGCAUUUUGCCAUUUCCCACAAUUCCUUGGAGGUGCUGCCUGACGAACUCUUCUUGUGCAAGAAACUCAAGACUCUCAAAGCAGGGCACAACAAACUGCAUCACCUCACUCCGCGCGUGGGCGGCCUGACUCUGCUCACCACUCUGGAGCUGAAAGGGAACCAACUUGAAUUCCUGCCCCAGGAAAUCUGCAUGUGCCGCGCCCUCAAGCGCUCCGGCCUGGAGGUGGAGAGCGCACUCUAUGAGUCACUGCCUUUAGAAGUUAGGGAGAAGCUGGAGGAGGAAUGAUGGGGGAAAUGAUAGGAAGGGUAGGAUUCUCCCCCAGGUUUCUGCCACACAGACAUGGAGCGAGGAGGAAUCUUGCUGAGUUCUCCAUAUCGUUUGGGUCUAUUUCUUUUUCACUCUUUCUCUCCCAUUCUAUCUGUGGGGCAGAUCUGGAAAAGCAAGGCAAGCCGACUUCAGCGUUAGGCUGGAAAGAGGAAAGGAACGAAACACUUCCAACUUGGAAGGACAGAUCGACAUUCAGUGCGGCAGAGACAUUAAAAAAGACACAGUGGGUUUUGAAUUUUUCAGAAUUAAUUGUCGUAGGAAUUACUCGUGAGAAAGAAAUGGCUG
Gekko japonicus is the source of this 2721-nucleotide messenger RNA. RefSeq names its product leucine-rich repeat containing 8 family member E (gene LRRC8E). Gene Ontology annotation, molecular function: protein binding. Lineage: Eukaryota; Metazoa; Chordata; Lepidosauria; Squamata; Gekkonidae. The transcript has 2 exons. The coding region runs from base 4 to 2394 and encodes 796 amino acids. The record is from RefSeq and is a predicted model, not a curated record.